Salvia hispanica is the source of this 1848-nucleotide messenger RNA. RefSeq lists its product as uncharacterized. The record is from RefSeq and is a predicted model, not a curated record. NCBI's taxonomy places the organism in Eukaryota, Viridiplantae, Streptophyta, Magnoliopsida, Lamiales, Lamiaceae.
AUGUUUCUCACUGUGAUUGUGCCCGGUCCGAAGAAUCCCAAGCAGAAUAUUGAUGUGUUUCUACAACCCUUGAUCGCAGAGCUUAACGAUUUAUGGACCGAAGGAAUCCCUGCAUAUGAUAUAUCAAGAAAACAGAACUUUCAGCUACACGCAGCGUUGAUGUGGACUAUCAGUGACUUCCCUGCGUAUUCAAUGUUGUCAGGGUGGAGCACAUCUGGACACCGUGCGUGUCCAUAUUGUAUGGAGGACUCACAAGCUUUCUCCUUGAAACAUGGACGGAAAACCACUUGGUUUGAUUGCCACAGGAGGUUUCUCAACAUAAAUCAUCGAUUCCGCAGAGACAAAAAGAACUUUAGAAAGAACAUAACCGAGCAUUCUGGUCCUCCUCCAUUCUUAAAUGGAGAACAAAUACUUGAUCAUCUGGAACAAUUUGAAUUCAAGAGAGUAUUUGAUGAAGGUGCGGAAAUAAACUCUGAGUUGAGCAAGAUUUUUGGAUGGAAUAAACGAAGCAUAUUUUGGGAUCUUCCGUAUUGGAAGACAAAUGUGAUUCGUCACAACCUGGAUGUCAUGCACAUAGAGAAGAAUGUUUUCGACAAUAUCUUCAAUACCAUCAUGAAUGUAGAAGGCAAGACGAAGGACAAUGCCAAUGCAAGAAGAGAUUUGCAAGAGCUUGGUAUACGACCUGAACUUUGGCCAUAUGGCGGGAAAUAUCAUAAGGCUAAUUUCACGCUUGACAAAGAAAGUAUGAAUUUAUUGCUCAAGUGGCUUAACAUUUUGAAAUUCCCAGAUGGUUAUAUUUUCACAUAUGAUACCAGAUGUGUUGGGAAGGAACGGACACGAUUCUUGUUAGAAGCCGAGUACAAAGCAGCGCAUACUUACAUAUUGCUUAAUACUCAAGAAGCGAAGGAAUUUGAGCAUAUGUUCAUCGAGCAAUUGCGCGAGUCGUAUCCUGGAAUAACUUUGCCGCAGAUAGAGCAACAAUUAGAAGAUCACUAUGCAUUAUGGUUCAAUGAAUAUGGCCAAAACAACUUGCCUCGUGAUAGUCAUUUGUACUAUCUGUCACAAGGACCGUUGACCGAGGUCACAAGCUAUAAUGUUUGUAUAGUCAAUGGAUAUAAAUUCCACACAUACUCUUAUGGGAAGAGUAAAUCCACCGUCAAUAGUGGGGUAUGUAUCAGAGGAUCGAAUUACAAUUAUGAGGAGGAUGACUUCUAUGGAAUUUUGAAAGAAGUUGUGGAGGUAGAAUAUCGUGCAAGACCGAUUAAGAAAGUUGUUUUGUUCAAUUGUGGAUGGUUUGAUCCGACUCCGCAUCCACGUGGUGGUACGAUUGUUCAUCCGAAGUACAAAAUUGUAGAAGUGAAUACACUGAAGGAGUACCCGAAAUAUGAUCCCUUCGUCUUAGCCAAACAAGCAUCUCAAGUUUACUUUGUACCUUUUCCGAGCAAGAAAAAAGAUAAGGUAAAUUGGCGAGCAGUGCUCAAAGUUCAAGCAAAGAAAUUUGAUUCUAGUUACACCACUAUGAAAGAAGCAGAAGAAGAUGCGGCUUUUCAAGAAGAUGAAGUGGAAGUUCAUGAAAUUUCUGAUGAUGAGCGAUUCAUAGACCCUGCACGUUGUGAUUCUAGCGGCACAAUGAUUCCAAUUUUGAGAGAGGGGGUUUUCCAUCCUUACAUGGUAGAAGUGAGUGAGAAAGCAAGGGAUUUUGAUGUUUGUGGUAGAAUUGUAGCUGAUCCGUCGCUGCAGGAUGUGUUUUACUUGUAUCAGGCUCCAAUCACCCCCAUCUCAUGUAAGAAAAAAUGUAACAUCAUUUGCUCAGCUAUAGAAAUCUGCAUAACUUAUGUUUAUGCUUGA